GCGGGCGAGGGCGUGGGGCCGGGGCUCUCCCGGCAUGCUCUGCGGCGCGCCUCCGCCCGCGCGAUUUGAAUCCUGCGUUUGAGUCGUCUUGGCGGAGGUUGUGGUGACGCCAUCAUGGGAGCUCCGGCGCUGCCCCAGAUCUGGCAGCUGUACCUCAAGAACUACCGCAUCGCCACCUUCAAGAACUGGCCCUUCCUGGAGGACUGCGCCUGCACCCCAGAGCGAAUGGCGGAGGCUGGCUUCAUCCACUGCCCUACCGAGAACGAGCCUGAUUUGGCCCAGUGUUUUUUCUGCUUUAAGGAAUUGGAAGGCUGGGAACCCGAUGACAACCCGAUAGAGGAGCAUAGAAAGCACUCCCCUGGCUGCGCCUUCCUCACUGUCAAGAAGCAGAUGGAAGAACUAACCGUCAGUGAAUUCUUGAAACUGGACAGACAGAGAGCCAAGAACAAAAUUGUAUGUAUGAUUGAGAAUAAGGACUGAGCAAAUUCUGCCCCCAGAAGCCCUAGGGAUCUGCUCAGGAAGGGUGCUUCAAAGGUGGUUCCUGAGCAGGUCACCUUCCCACCUGAGUGGCAAGCAUUGUCAGAAGCCCUUGUCACAGGCUGAGCCCCCAGUGGUAGCACUGGUAUAGGUAGAGGCUUGGGGACAUGGCAGAGAGUAUUGGCUGAAGGGGACACUGAGCAGACAGGUCAGCUGAGCUUUGCCUCCUGUCACGUGAAGUUGAUUGGGAAGCAGGAGGCACAGGUGAGUCCACAGGGAGGUGGCUCCCAUGCAGCCAGGCAUGAAGAGUCAGGGUGGCCAGAGUCCAGAGCUCAGAGUAAACCUGGGUCCAUUUUGACUGAGAACACCCCACAUUUUGCAUUGGUUAUUCACUGCAAUUGUUCGUUUAUCUGAAGUUCAACUCUAAGCAGGCAGCCUGGGUGCUCAUCUGUUACCCUCGAACUGUUUUAGUGGGAGGAGUCGGGGAGGGGUUCACUGGCAAACACUAUACCUCAUCCUCGAAGGAUGACCCACAGCUGACCCUGGCUCAGGUAGAGGCUCCGACCUGCUGUCUUGGUUGCCACGGUUUCUCUUCAGCUGUAAGUUACGUUCCUUGGUGGAGGGCUUUGUGAAAUAACUGACUGAUGCUCAACAUAGAGGAUGAUGGUUUGCUGUCAGGAGGAGAGGGAGCUGAAGAUGGUGUUUGGUCAGCGUGCUCAGACACUCUGGGGAUGGUCAGGUGAGGUGGGUCCUGCUGCUCAAGUCCCUCUUAUAUAGCAUUCUUUUUUAUUUAUUUAUUUAUUUUUUUGAAGCAGAGUUGAGGUUCAAUAAACAUAUUUAAUACAAGCUUAGGCACAGAGUCAAAAGAACCAUCUAUCCAGACUCAGACCCCUCUCCCAAGGUUUUUUUUUAAGGCAUGAUUCUCUGUGCAGCUCUUUCUGCCCUGGAAUUCACUCUGUAGCCCAGCCUGGCCUCAAACCUCUGCCUCCUGGGUGCUGGGAUUAAAGGCAUGCUCUCCCACCACCAGGCAUCCCUUCCUGUGUUUAAGGUUGUAGCUCUGGGUCUGUGGAGAUCCUACCAUAAGGAGCACAGCCAUAUUUCAGUCUUUUUUUUUUUCUUGUCAAUUUAUUAAUUUUAAAUUAAGUUCUCUAAUCUGUGAAAGUAACUUUUAUUCUUCUGUAAUAAUUGUCUCACAGGCUUACUGCCCCUGUCUGCUAACCUAGGCCUAGUCCUGGAAGCUUCUAACCUCUAUACAAUCUAAUCUAGGUCUAGAAUGUUUUCAGCCUCUGAGACUCACUGCUGAGUAAACUCACACUUUCUAGUUCUUUCUGGGCUCUAACUGACUGGUUCAACUCAGCUGUUCUGACCCAAACUCUUCUCCAAGCUGACUGAUUCAAUCUGGCUUUUCUCUUCAGCCUUUUCUGAAUUGCUCUGUUUGGCUUCAUACUGCCGUUGGCAAUCUGUUCUAAUCCGGCUGCUUCUCAUUCUCUGGCUUGUUCUGUCCUCACCUGUCUCUCAUUUGUGCUCUUCAGUCUGUCUGCGCACAGCUGUGCUAGUAAGACGGCCUCCUCUCUUUUCUGCGCCCUGCUCCUUACUUCGCCUCCCCUCCGCUCCCUUCUCAGGAGAGCUGGGCGUGACCUAGUCUCUCAAUCUUCCUCUGAUUCGUCACUUUGUCUGCCACUCAAUUAGACAUCACUUGCAAGCAUGGGUGCUUCCUUCUACAAACUACCUUCAUUGUUUGGGAUUAAAGGUGAGUGCUAAGGGCUGAGCCACACCACAACUAGAAACAGUUUUUUUCCAAUAAACAACACAAUCUUGGGGGUCACAAUGUGAUCAAAUAUCCUACAAGACUAACCCGGGCUUGGUGCCACAGGGUACAGUCCUAGGAUACUAGGGUACAAUCCCAAAUAAUUUGGCUAUUUGGCUGGCUGAAGGAGGACUGAAAGUUAAAAGCUAUCCUGGGCUACAUGAAAAAACAUGUUUUUUUUUGUUUUGUUUUUUUUUUUUGUUUUUUUGUUUUUGGUUUUUUGAGAUAGGGUUUCUCUGUAUAGCCCUGGCUGUCCUGGAACUCACUUUGUAGACCAGGCUGGCCUGGAACUCAGAGAUCCACCUGCCUCUGCCUCCCGAGUGCUGGGAUUAAAGGCGUGAGCCACCACGCCCGGCUUGAAAAAACAUGUUUAUAUAUAUAUAUGUAUAUAUAUAAAAAAUCAAGGAAGGAAAAUUCCAGUUUGUAGCUCAGUAAGUAUUUGCUUAUUACUAUUGAGGCCCUAGGUUCAAUUCCCAGCAAUACAAAAAUAAUAACUUUCCUUUUAAUGAUUUAUCUUGCCACGAUGGUGAUGAAACUAGCAUCUCACCCUGGACAGGCAAGCCUGGCCCUCUGGGCCACACCCCAGCCCCUUCGUGUCUGUUCAUCAUUCCAGGCAAAGGAGACCAACAACAAGCAAAAAGAGUUUGAAGAGACUGCAAAGACUACCCGUCAGUCAAUUGAGCAGCUGGCUGCCUAAUGCUGAGCCUUUGCUGAGAUAACUUGGACCUGAGUGACAUGCCACAUCUAAGCCACGCAUCCCAGCUUUUCCAGCCAGGGCCUCCUAGCAGGAUCUUAGAGAAGGAGACAGUGGUAUUUUGAAACUGGAUAUCAAAUAUUUUUGGUUUUGCUUUAAAGUGGCUACCUCUCUUUGGUUUUGUGGCUUUGCUCUAUUGUGACGUGGACUUAAGCAAUAAGGAAGUGAUGAAGGGACAGUGUUCUCUGACAGGACCUGUGGGGGUCGGGGUGCCUGUGCAAGGUCUUGGUUCUGAUUGUGAUAUUUCCAUACAGGGCUGCUAAUGCAGCCCAUGGGUAAGUGUGGUUAUAUGUGUUUGUGCUGAUAAUUUUGUCCUGAUGAGUUUUCCUACCACGGGGUAACGGAAUAAAAUCACUUGAAAAAGUGGACUGUAAGCUC
Mus musculus (house mouse) is the source of this 3416-nucleotide messenger RNA. It is a transcript of the gene Birc5, whose product is annotated as baculoviral IAP repeat-containing 5. The coding region runs from base 115 to 480 and encodes 121 amino acids. The record is from RefSeq and is marked reviewed. Lineage: Eukaryota; Metazoa; Chordata; Mammalia; Rodentia; Muridae. The transcript has 3 exons. Gene Ontology annotation, biological process: negative regulation of apoptotic process. Gene Ontology annotation, cellular component: chromosome, centromeric region; nucleus; cytoplasm.